CGUAUAUAGUUCAAGACGAAAAUAGAGCAUUUACUCAAAAUAUUAUAAUUAUACAAUUAUAUUAUUAUUAUUAUUCUAUAUAUAAAAACAACUCACCAUAAAAGAAAAAAAAAAAUUCCCCCCUCAGAAAUUUCAACACACACACAGAAAAAAAAAAACUACCUACCUACUAAAUCACAACCAAAGACGAAAUCAAAGUCUCCAAAUUUCUCAUAAUUUUCUUCAAAAAGACAACAAAUUCUACCAAACAAAAACAAAAAAAAAAAUCUUGAAUGUUAGUUACCAUUUUCCAACUUUGUCACCCGUCACGUGCCUAGCACGUGCCACUCAGAUCUUCAUCUGGCUUCUACCGGAGACACUUUCCGGCGACAUCUUUCACCUUCCUUGAUAAUGGGUUUGAGCCCAAUUGUGGUAUCCGGGUCCGGGUCGGGUCGAAUAGCCCGACCCAACAAGAUCAAGAAUGAUGUUCCUUGUGUUGCCUCUUCUGGUUUUGUGUUCUUGAUUUUGGCUUGUGUGAGUUUGGGAUUGGUUUCUGGGAUAUAUGUGAAGUUUAUUAUGACCCCAAAUGUUCAUGCUAGUGUUUCAGAGAUUGGUUGUAAGGUGGAUGAUGAAGGUUCUUGGGCUAUUGGUGUCUUUUUUGGUGCUUCUCCUUUUCACCUCAAGCCAAUUGAAGAUAUGAAUAUAUGGAGGGAUAAGAGUGCGGCAUGGCCAGUAACCAAUCCUGUUAUCACUUGUGCUUCAGCUUCUGCGACUGGGAUUUCCAGUAAUUUUGUUGCUGACCCCUUCCUUUAUAUUCAGGGAGAUGUCUUUUACGUGUUCUUUGAAACAAAGAAUUCAAUCACAAUGCAAGGGGAUAUCGGAGUUGCGAGAAGUACCGACAAGGGAGCAUCAUGGGAGCAGUUAGGCAUUGCUUUGGAUGAAGCCUGGCAUCUGUCCUAUCCGUAUGUCUUUGAAUAUAAUGGCAAUAUAUAUAUGCUGCCGGAGAGCAGAGCAAAAGGACAACUUCGUCUUUAUCGAGCUGUAAAUUUUCCGCUGGAAUGGACACUGGAAAAGAUCAUGAUGAAAAAGCCUCUUGUUGAUUCAUUCAUCAUUCCACAUGAUGGAAAAUACUGGCUAUUUGGUUCAGAUCGUAGUGGUAUCAGCUCAGACUUUAAUGCUAAGUUGGAAAUAUGGUACAGUAGUUCACCGCUUGGUCCUUGGAAACCACAUAAGAAAAAUCCCAUCUAUAACACAGAUAAAAGCAUGGGAGCCCGAAACGGAGGUAGACCAUUUUUAUACGAUGGUUCUCUUUAUCGUGUUGGCCAAGACGAUGGUGAAACAUACGGGCGGAGGAUACGUCUCUUCAAAAUGGAAGUUUUGACCACUGAUGAUUUCAAAGAAGUUGAAGUUCAAUUGGGCCUUAAAGAGUCGAUUAAGGGAAGAAACGCCUGGAAUGGUGUCCGCAGCCAUCACCUUGAUGUGCAACAAUUAAGCUCUGGAGAGUGGGUUGGAGUUAUGGAUGGGGAUCGAGUGCCUUCGGGAGAUGCAAGUCGCCGGUUUCAUUUAGGUUGUGCAUCAGUCUUAGGUGUUGCAGCCUUGGUUAUACUGUUCGGUGUGUCACUUGGAGCUGUUAAAGGUUUAGUUCCCCUAAGUUGGUGCCCGCAUAACGUCGGAAAGAGGAGCGAUGCAUCAUUGGAUUGGGAACAGUCGAGCUUGUUCUAUUCUCGAAUGAGACUCUUCUGCAGCCACUUGAAUAGAGCAAGCUUAUUACUCCGUGCCCGAAUAAAACCAAACACGUGUAGUGGAAGCUUGGUUCUUACCUUAAUAUUUUUCGUAGCAGUAGUCUUAAUGUGUACUGGAGUUAAAUACAUAUAUGGAGGUAGCGGCGCGCAUGAAGCUUACCCAUUACACGGUCAGUACUCUCAGUUCACUUUAUUAACAAUGACCUACGAUGCUCGGAUCUGGAAUCUGAAAAUGUAUGUUCAGCAUUACUCAAGAUGUUCUUCAGUGCGUGAAAUCGUUGUCGUCUGGAACAAAGGACAACCUCCCGAAUUGAGUGAAUUCGAUUCUGCAGUGCCAGUAAGGAUUCGAGUAGAGGAAAGAAACUCGCUGAACAAUCGCUUCAAGGUUGAUCCUUCCAUAAAGACAAGAGCAGUUCUUGAGCUUGACGAUGACAUUAUGAUGCCUUGUGAUGACGUUGAACGAGGAUUUAAGGUAUGGCGUGAGCAUCCUGAACGAAUCGUAGGUUUUUACCCUCGACUAGCAAAUGGUAACCCGUUGAAGUACAGGGCUGAGAAACACGCUCGGAAGCACAAUGGAUAUAACAUGAUUCUGACUGGAGCAGCCUUUAUGGACAGCAAAAAGGCUUUCGAACUGUACUGGAGCAAAACGGCAGCAGCAGGUAGAGAAGUAGUAGACAGUCUUUUCAACUGCGAAGAUGUACUGUUAAACUACUUAUACGCAAACGCAAGCUCUUCAAGUACAGUCGAAUACGUGAAACCAGCGUGGGCAAUCGAUACUUCAAAGUUCACUGGUGUCGCGAUUAGCAAGAAUACACAGAUUCAUUAUGGCCUUCGGAGCAAGUGCCUUCAAAAGUUCUCUGAAAUGUACGGUAGCAUAACCAACCGGAAGUCAGAAUUUAAUCAUCGGAUGGAUGGUUGGGACGUAUAGACAGAAGAGAAUUCAAUUCUAACAUCAGAUUGAAGUUAGCAUUUAGAAUUGGAUUGGAUUUCUUCUUGUUAUAGUUUUGGUUUGGUGAUUUGUAAGUUUUGUCAGUGUUAAGUGUAUGUUAGUUUUUAGAUGCAUAUGUUGAUAUUUUCACUUAAAUUUCUUGUUAAAAUGCACAUAUUUGAUAGUUGAUUGCCACUCUUGUAAGAAUUGAUGUACUUUCACCAAAAUGUUUCUAAUAUAUUCCAUCAUUUUCAUGAA
Messenger RNA from Capsicum annuum, 2907 nucleotides. Its product is annotated as glucosamine inositolphosphorylceramide transferase 1. The transcript has 4 exons. Lineage: Eukaryota; Viridiplantae; Streptophyta; Magnoliopsida; Solanales; Solanaceae. Gene Ontology annotation, molecular function: glycosyltransferase activity. Bases 391 to 2649 code for a protein of 752 amino acids. Gene Ontology annotation, cellular component: membrane. The record is from RefSeq and is a predicted model, not a curated record.